CUGUAUCUCCAUGGAUACCACCAACAGCGCCACACCCCAGCUCUUCACAGGGACUGCAAUACCUCAGCCAGCUUGUAGAGACACUCCUUGGGAAAUAUUAAACGACAUGGGACAACAAGUCUACAGUAUCACAGAGGACCGUAAUUGCUUCUGUGAAUAUUUCCUUGGAAUCAAGGGACCUCUCUCCAUACACUUUACUGAUCAUACAGGAGGCGUAGUCAUGGAAGUGUAUAGACCCUGCACCUGCGCGUAUUGCCCAGAAAAAGUACAAGUGCGGACACCUUCUGGAGUUCCCAUGGCCUACAUUGCAAAAACAUUUUUUUCAAAGACACUAAAAAUUCAGAAUGAAAAUGGGGCUGAUAUACUGAAAAUGGUCGAGCCCUCAUUUUGUUCAAAUACUUUUCAGAUAACUUCUAUUGCUGGGAACUAUCAAGUUGGAAGAGCUGUCAUAAACCAUUCUGGGAUUCCAUUUUGUCCACAAGCAACAAUUCGUGAUAUUCACUUUCCACUGGACCUCGAUAUAAAAAUGAAAGCAGCCAUUCUAAGUGCAUGUUUGUUUUUGGAAACUUAGCUGGAAAGUACAUGGAAAAGACACAUUUGGAAGAAUUACAAUGGAAGACUGUCUGCAAUUGA
Pseudophryne corroboree (corroboree frog) is the source of this 633-nucleotide messenger RNA. RefSeq names its product phospholipid scramblase 1-like. The transcript is spliced from 5 exons. Gene Ontology annotation, cellular component: plasma membrane. The coding region runs from base 11 to 571 and encodes 186 amino acids. The record is from RefSeq and is a predicted model, not a curated record. Gene Ontology annotation, molecular function: phospholipid scramblase activity. Gene Ontology annotation, biological process: plasma membrane phospholipid scrambling. NCBI's taxonomy places the organism in Eukaryota, Metazoa, Chordata, Amphibia, Anura, Myobatrachidae.